Molecule: messenger RNA, 970 nt
Organism: Camellia sinensis
Lineage: Eukaryota; Viridiplantae; Streptophyta; Magnoliopsida; Ericales; Theaceae
Product: transcription factor TCP11
Cellular component (GO): nucleus
Molecular function (GO): sequence-specific DNA binding; DNA-binding transcription factor activity
Source: RefSeq, a predicted model, not a curated record
AACCACCUGUGUAAAACACACCUACUCCUCUCUCUCUCUCUAGCUCAAACUUUUACGAACCCUAAAUUCUCUCUCUUCAUUUCUUUCACCUUCUCUCUCUCUCUCUCUCUCUGAAACCAUGAGUUCAGAGAUGCUCCACCGCAACUUCUCUUCACAAAACCACAUCUCAACCACCGCCGCCGCCGCCGAAUUGGUGCCGACUCGAAAAGGCGGUGGUUCAUCGUCGCUGAAGGACCGUCAUACGAAGGUGAACGGCCGGGGGCGGCGGAUCCGGAUGCCGGCGCUCUGUGCCGCCCGGAUCUUCCAGCUGACUCGCGAACUCGGCCACCGAUCCGACGGUGAGACGAUCGAGUGGCUCCUCCGCCAGGCCGAGCCCUCUAUCAUUGCCGCCACCGGCACUGGCACCACUCCGGCGGAGCCUUUCUCCACCCCAACCAGUACCAUCCCCUCCUCCCAACGGUCGGUCUUCGCUUCGCUCUCUCCUAGUUAUUCGAGAGUGCCGGCGCCGGCGACGCCGCUGACGGCAUCGAUGAGUGGCAGCAGACACAUCAUAAUGCCUGGAAUGUUGGUGGCGCCGCCGAGUUGCAGAGUGGAUUUGUGCAGAGCAGCGUCGCCGGCUAUGGGGAUGGAGUUUACAGGGGAUGAGUUUUACCGGAAUAUGCCAUUUACGGCGUUGUUGAUGCAGCCGGAGAGUGAUGAGGCGGAGGAGAGACACAAUGAAGAGAUAUUUGGGGUUUAGGGAUUGUGUGCUGUUUGGUUUGAAAAUUUUGGAAUGUCCGAUCUAAUAAUAAUAAUUAAAGUCGAGUCUUCUACAGUUUUUUUUUUUUUUUUUUUUUUUUUUUGAAGGUCUGUAUGUAUAAUAAGGAAGGGUGAGAGGGCAUGAGGAAAAUGUAAAUGAUCAGAAAUUGAAAUACAUGUAGCCCUAAUUGCAUAGUAUUUAGUAUUUAUUAUUAGUAGCAAAUAUGUGUAA